This is a messenger RNA of Haliotis rufescens (red abalone), 644 nucleotides long. RefSeq lists its product as uncharacterized. Lineage: Eukaryota; Metazoa; Mollusca; Gastropoda; Lepetellida; Haliotidae. The record is from RefSeq and is a predicted model, not a curated record. The transcript has 6 exons. Bases 38 to 595 code for a protein of 185 amino acids.
GUUGAGUAUUGGGAGAUGAAUUCAGUAUCGAUGUGGAAUGAGCAUCUUAACGUGGACGGUUGGGCUCCAUACCAUCUUCCAGUUCGUACCAGUGACCAGUGAAGUUGGAGGUGGACACUGUGGUAGUAACAAGUGGGGACCUGCAUGUGACAGGAACUGUCCAUCUAACUGUCGCCCUUUUCACGAUAUCAUUCACUGUGAUUUCACUACAGGAGAGUGUCUAGAAGGUUGUAACGGGGGAUAUCAUGAUACCUUCUGUCGCAAAGAGUGCAACUCUAACUGCAUCAACAACAUCUGUAGCCAAGUAGAUGGCGAGUGUACCAGUGGGUGCAAGAAUGGGACAUCGUGUAUAGUUACAACGCCACCAACAAACAAGCCUGAUACAAAUAUCACGCAGACACAUUGUGAUUUCACUAGCUGCCUCAGUUUCAGUGUUCCCUUGAUCAUAGUGAGUGUGUUUUUGUGUGCACUGACAGGAUUGUUUGCAUAUGUCAUAUGGCGCAGGCACAAAAGGCGGAGAAACAAGAAGGCUGAUAAGGGUCCUGUAGAUGAAUCGGUUGAGAUGAACACACUGGAUAGUGGACACAGCCAUUGAUGCUUUCAGCACAAAAAUUGUUCAUUUCUGCAAGUAUGGAUGGAUGUCG